GGCAGAUUUUGAACCCUAAACAGUGCAACUGGAGUAUUUGUGUGAAUGUACCACUGGGAGAAUCUAACAUGCUGUUGUUAAUCAAUGUCCUUCUCACCUCGUGGUUUUACACUGCUCAUGGACAGGGGAAACCUUGUAAUUAUCCAGUAAUAAAACAUGGACGGCUACAUUAUCCAUACAGAGGAUACUUCCCAGCACGUGUAAAUCAACAGUUUGUCUAUUACUGUGAUCAGCAUUUUGUGCCUCCUUCACAAAGUUCCUGGGAUUACCUGACUUGCACAGCAGAAGGAUGGUCUCCAGAAGAACCAUGCCUCAGACAAUGUACUUUCAAUUAUUUGGAAAAUGGACAUACCCCACCUCGUGAAGAAAAAUAUUUACAGGGUAAAACUGUAAGAGUAGACUGCUAUGACGGCUACAGUCUUGAAAACAAUCAGAACACAAUGACCUGCACAGAGAACGGCUGGUCUCCUCCUCCCAGAUGCAUCCGUGUCAAAACAUGUUCGAAAAACAGUGUAAGAAUUGAGAAUGGAUUUUUGUCUGAAUCUGCCUUUAUGUAUCCCCUAAAUAAGCAAACAGAAUAUAAGUGUAAACCAGGAUAUGUAACAGCAGAUGGUAAGACAUCAGGAUUAAUUACAUGUCUGCAAAAUGGAUGGUCAGCUCAACCUGUAUGCAUUAAAUCCUGUGACAGGCCAGUAUUUGAGAAGGCCAGAGCCAAAAGUGAUGGCACGUGGUUCAGGCUGAACGACAGGCUGGACUACGAAUGUCUUGACGGGUAUGAGAACCGAGACGGACGCACCGCAGGCUCCAUAGUAUGUGGUCAAGACGGCUGGUCCGAUAAAGCUGCAUGCUACGAAAAAGAAUGCAGUAUUCCUGAAAUGGAUACAUACUUAGAUGCUUAUCCCAGGAAAGAAACAUUUAAAGUUGGAGAUGUGCUGAAAUUCUCCUGCAGUCAAGGCCGUAUUAUGGUUGGAGCAGAUUCAGUUCAGUGUUACCACUUUGGAUGGUCCCCUAAACUUCCAGCGUGUAAAGAAGGGAAUGUAAAAUCGUGUGCUCCACCUCCUCAACUUCUCAAUGGGAAAGGGAAAGAAAUACACAAAGAAGAGUAUGCACACAAUGAGGUCGUGGAAUAUGCUUGCAACCCCAGAUUUCUGAUGAAGGGUUCUCAUAAAAUUCAGUGUGUUGAUGGAGAAUGGACAGCUUUACCCGUGUGUAUUGAGGAGGAGCAUAUCUGUGAAGAUAUACCUGACGUUGAUCACGGCGAUGUCAAGCCUUCUGUCCCUCCCUAUCAGCAUGGUGACUCGGUAGAGUUCAGUUGCAGAGCAGCAUUUACAAUGAUUGGACCCAGAUUUAUCACGUGUAUUAGUGGAGAGUGGACCCAGCCUCCUCAGUGCAUUGCAACAGAUGAACUUAAGAAGUGUAAAGGGUCAAAAUUAUUUCUACCUGAUGGAGAACUAGCACAUAAAAUUGAAUAUGAUCAUAACACCUACAAAAGUUACCAAUGCCGAGGAAAAUCAGAACUCAAACACUCAAUCUGUAUAAAUGGAAAAUGGGAUCCUAAAGUAACCUGCAAAGAAGAAGCACAAAUACAACCAUGCCCACCUCCACCUCAGAUUCCCAAUGCUCGAGAUAUGACAACCACAGUGAAAUAUCAGGAUGGAGAAAAAAUAUCAAUUCUAUGUAAGGAAAAUUAUUUGAUUCAAGAUGCAGAAGAGAUUGUGUGCAAGGAUGGGAGAUGGCAGUCAAUCCCACGUUGCAUUGGGAAACCUUGUAAUUAUCCAGUCAUAAAACAUGGACGGCUACGUUCUUCACACAGAGGAUACUUUCCAGCACGUGUAAAUCAACAGUUUGUCUAUAACUGUCAUCAGCAUUUUGUGCCUCCUUCACAACGUUCUUGGGAUUACCUGACUUGCACAGCAGAAGGAUGGUCUCCAGAAGAACCAUGCCUCAGACAAUGUAUUUUCAAUUAUUUGGAAAAUGGACAUACCCCACGUCAUGAAGAAAAAUAUUUACAGGGUGAAACUGUAAGAGUUCACUGCUAUGAAGGCCACAGUCUUGAAAACAAUCAGAACACAAUGACCUGCACAGAGAAUGGCUGGUCUCCUCCUCCCAGAUGCAUCCGUGUCAAAACAUGUUCGAAAAACAGUGUAAGAAUUGAGAAUGGAUUUUUGUCUGAAUCUGCAUUUAUAUAUCCCCUAAAUAAACAAACAGAAUAUAAGUGUAAACCAGGUUAUGUAACAGCAGAUGGUAAGACAUCAGGAUUAAUUACAUGUCUGCAAAAUGGAUGGUCAGCUCAACCUGUAUGCAUUAAAAGAGAAUGCACUGUUCCUGAAAUGGAUACAUACUUAAAUGCUUAUCCCAGAAAAGAAACAUUUAAAGUUGGAGAUGUGCUGAAAUUCUCCUGCAGUCAAGGCCGUAUUAUGGUUGGAGCAGAUUCAGUUCAGUGUUACCACUUUGGAUGGUCCCCUAAACUUCCAAAGUGUAAAGAAGGGAACGUAAAAUCGUGUGCUCCACCUCCUCCUCUUCUCAAUGGGAAAGGGAAAGAAAUGCACAAAGAAGAAUAUGCACACAAUGAGGUCGUGGAAUAUGCUUGCAACCCCAGAUUUCUGAUGAAGGGUUCUCAUAAAAUUCAGUGUGUUGAUGGAGAAUGGACAGCUUUACCCGUGUGUAUUGAGGAGGAGCGUAUCUGUGAAGAUAUACCUGACAUUGAUCACGGCGAUGUCAAGCCUUCUGUCCCUCCUUAUCACCAUGGAGACUCAGUAGAGUUCAGUUGCAGAGAAGCAUUUGCAAUGAUUGGACCCAGAUUUAUCACGUGUAUUAGUGGAGAGUGGACCCAGCCUCCUCAGUGCAUUGCAACAGAUGAACUUAAGAAGUGUAAAGGGUCAAAAUUAUUUCUACCUGAUGGAGAACUAGCACAUAAAAUUGAAUAUGACCACAACACCAACAAAAGUUACCAAUGCCGAGGAAAAUCAAAACUCAAACACUCAAUCUGUAUAAAUGGAAAAUGGGAUCCUAAAGUAACCUGCAAAGAAGAAGCACAAAUACAACCAUGCCCACCUCCACCUCAGAUUCCCAAUGCUCGAGAUAUGACAACUACAGUGAAAUAUCAGGAUGGAGAAAAAAUAUCAAUUCUAUGUAAGGAAAAUUAUUUGAUUCAAGAUGCAGAAGAGAUUGUGUGCAAGGAUGGGAGAUGGCAGUCAACCCCACGUUGCAUUUAGGCAUGUGGAAUUUCAGAAGAAACAAUGAGAAAGCAUCACAUACAGUUAAGAUGGAAACACGAUCCAAAACUUUACUCAACAGAAGAUAAUAUUGAAUUUAUGUGUCAACAUGGUUAUCGUCCAGUGUCACCAGAG
Messenger RNA from Cervus elaphus (red deer), 3350 nucleotides. Its product is annotated as complement factor H-like. The record is from RefSeq and is a predicted model, not a curated record. Lineage: Eukaryota; Metazoa; Chordata; Mammalia; Artiodactyla; Cervidae. The transcript has 19 exons. Bases 69 to 3215 code for a protein of 1048 amino acids.